AUGAAUCGUAAGACGCAAAGAGCCACAAAUCAACUAGUGCUCUUUGCCUCCAUCCUCCUAUUCAUUAUUUACCUCAACCGCCCACAAUCCGAAGACAAAACUUUCUCAUGGACUAAAAUCCGCUACAAGACGACAUCCCGCACCAUCCCCGAAUCCCGAGGCAUCUGUCCAAAACUAUCCGGCUCCAAAAAACCCGCUCUGAUCGUCUCGCACGUAGCCGCAGACGGAGAUCCGAAAUGGCUCGAUAAACUAUCAUCCGACUACCAUCUCUGCAUGUACAAUGUCGAUGCCCCAGUCGACAAGAACUCGGUCUACCUCCAAGUCCCGGCAAACCGCGGCCACGAAGCAAUGGCAUACCUGACGUUUAUAAUCGACAACUACGCCGAGAUACCCGCCGCCGGUGCGGUAUUCGUACACGGAUCCCGAUGGGCAUGGCACAAUGAUGCGCCGGAUUAUGAUAACGCGGCUCUACUCUCCGUGCUGAAUAUACCCGUUGCAUUGGAGUUAACGGGAUACUACAAUCUGCGUUGUGAUUGGAGUACAAGUACCUGUCCUCCAACGGUAGCCGCGCAAGGAAGUUUGGAAAUGCGUCUGCAAUCCACAUUGGAACCGUGGAGUGCGCGCGCAGCAUCCGAUACCGCACUACCCCGGGCACUGGCAUCUAUAUUCGGCGGAGAAGAUUACACGGCUGCAGAGCGUAAAGCCCAGCUGGAACUUCGACGGACGGAUGCUGUGCGAUCACAAUGCUGUGCGCAGUUUGUCGUUUCGCGGGAGCGCAUAUGGCAGCAUUCGCGGUCGGAGUACGUCGCUUUGCGACAGUGGUUGCUUGAUGGGAUUGAGGACCCUCGUAGCUCUCAGACACAUGGUGGACCGGCUGCGCCUUUGGAUGAUCGAGUUGCUGGGCGGAUCUUAUCUUAUAUGUGGCAUAUACUAUUUGCGAAACCGAAUUCCGAUGGGGAAUUGGAGUUGCGCCAGCUGAAUAAGGAUGCUUGUCCUAGUGCUGGUGAUUGCUAUUGUCGGUUGUAUGGGCGGUGUGAUCUUAAAUGUCCUAAUCCUGGGACUUGUUGGGGACAGUAUAAGAUUCCGCCUGAUUAUAAAUUACCCAGUGACUGGGCGGAUACGCAUUCAUGA
Penicillium pulvis is the source of this 1131-nucleotide messenger RNA. Its product is annotated as DUF3431 domain-containing protein. The record is from RefSeq and is a predicted model, not a curated record. Lineage: Eukaryota; Fungi; Ascomycota; Eurotiomycetes; Eurotiales; Aspergillaceae. The coding region runs from base 1 to 1131 and encodes 376 amino acids. The transcript has a single exon.